UUUUCCUUCCAAGAUAAGGGAUGGGGCGCAUCACUUGCUAAUAGAUUAGCUAGAAAAUGUGACGUCUUCAAUCGUGGACUCUCUGGCUACAAUACUAGGUGGGCUAAAAUUGUUCUUCCAAGAUUAAUCAACCAAGACCAUAAUGCUGAAAACAUCCUGGCGGUAACUGUCUUCUUCGGGGCAAAUGACAGCGCUUUGAAAGAUGAGAACCCGAGGCAGCACGUUCCACUGGAGGAAUAUGCUGACAAUUUGAAAAGUAUGAUAAGCUACCUCAACUCUGUGGACAUAUCCAAACGGGACAUUAUAUUAGUGACCCCACCACCCCUCCAUGAAGCUAGUUGGGAAAAAGAGUGUGUGGCUAAAGGUGAAAAAUUAAAUCGGCUAAAUUCUGUCACGGGAGAAUACGCGAAGGCUUGUGUGAAAGUAGCUGAAGAAUGUGGCGCUGACGUCAUCGACCUGUGGACACUUAUGCAAAAAGGAGACCAGGACUUCGGCUGUUACCUGUCAGAUGGACUCCAUUUAUCAGAAAAAGGAAAUACUUUUCUAGCAAACCAGCUUUGGACACUCCUAGAAAAAAAACUGUCCAGCCUUCCUCGAUUGCUUCCGUACUGGCAUGAUGUAGAUCAUCUCUGCCCUGAAGCUACUUUCCUGGGCAUCCCCACUGCUAAGAAGCAAUAAAAAGAAUAACAUCCAUAGGUUUUGUAGAUACAAAAUAAAAUCUCCUCUUUUUUUCCCCCACAA
Molecule: messenger RNA, 741 nt
Organism: Thamnophis sirtalis
Lineage: Eukaryota; Metazoa; Chordata; Lepidosauria; Squamata; Natricidae
Source: RefSeq, a predicted model, not a curated record